GUGCGGCGGAGUUGUCUUGGGUCAGAGCGGUCAAUGCGUUCUACAUGUUGGGAACUUUAGCGUAACCCAAAUAUGGCCGUCAAUAUCUAGGCAACGGCGUCCCAUGUACCGAACGUAUAAAUUGUUACCCUGGUAAAAUUGAAAUUAUUUUUAACAUUAUCUGUGUCGAAUAAGCAGCUUACGAAUCGCACACGAGUUGCAUGUGUUUUGACUAGUAACAUGACCCCUUCGGUGGAUGACAUCGUACAUAUCCCGCUGAUCUAUUCAUUGCCCUCACUCCACCUGAAAACAUUUUUUGAGUAGAGUUUUACUAAAGGUGAUUGGUCAUGUCAGACAACGAAGAACUUGUGCAGGAGACAACUAGUAUGGAACAAUAUGAUGAGGAACUCGAACAGGAGACGACUAGCCCUGAUCGAGGUGAUGAAGAUGAUGGUGUAGAAGUCGUUGUACAGGAAACUACUGAGAUGGAGACAGAGGAUGGUGUUGUCACAGUAACCAAAACAGUCACGACAACAAGGCACGAGGACGAUGGCAGCGACAGUUCAUCCAGUAGAAGCGACAGAGGUUCAGCCAAUGGAGAGGAAGAGCAAGAACAGUUGGUACCAGACUUGACGCAAGACGAAUACGAGAAAGAAGAUCCGGAUUCUUUGUAUGUUGGCAUAAAGUCCAUUAAAGGGAAAUUUGAAACUGCAGGUAGUUUUGAUGAACUAAAGGAACCAUGUGUCACAAUAGAACCAGAAAUUAUGUCUCGUGAACCGGAGGUUGUUGAAAAUGAGCCAGAAGUACGUGUAGAUCUAGCUCGAGAAGAAAGCGCUAAAGAAGAGCCCAGAGAACUGUAUGGUGGUAUGAAGUCGAUACGUGGGAUGUUCGAAAGUGGUGAGGUUAAGAAAACAAAAAAGGUUGAUAACGUGAAGGUUGAGAAUCUGGCCGAUAGCUGGCAGGAAGCAGAGGUACAGGUUGUGGAAAAUGAGCCUGAAGUUAGAGAUGAUGUAGUGAGGGCUAGUGAUAGACCAGAGGAUACCGAGGUGCUGACAUUUGCUGGAUUGAAAUCAAUAAAGGAUAGAUUUGAAAAGAAGGAGGAGCGUUCAAACGUGCCACCCAAGGUGAUUGACAUCUAUAGUGGACAGGAACCAAGGCAUGACACAGACAGCAGUGAUGAGGCAGAGAUGGAGGAGGAAGAAGAGAAAAACAAGGAAGCAGAGAUCUUAGCAUCUUUGAAUGCUAAGUCAAUGAAACAGAGAUGGGAAAGGGGUGAUGUCAGUCGUGUUGAGGUGAAAAAGACGGCUACUGUGAGCUUGCCUGCCAAACUGGAUGACUAUGAAGUAAAUGCAGAUGCUGGAAUGGUUGAGAACAACCCGAUACGGCGUGAUGAUGUGGUCAGGGAGUCGGAUACUAGUAAACAAAUUUUUUCCACGAAUACAAAAAAACUGCGCAGCAUGUGGGAAACUGGCAACAUAAGCAACCCAAAGCAGCCAAUCAAAAAACAAUUAGAUAUAGAUAUUAGAUCAUUGCGGGAACAGGAAGAUGCAGGUGCACAUGUUGUGGAAAAUGAGCCUGAAAUUAGAACUGAUGUUGUCAGGGAAGAGGAAGAAAAGAUUGUCUUUUCAAGUGCUAGGUUGCUAAGAGACAGGUGGGAGAAGGGAGAUGUGGUGAAAGCAACUAAGAUACACAAACAAGUUAUUGAUAUUCCCGUGAGGGAAGAUACUGAUGCUGAUGACAGUGUGGUGGAAAACAAUCCUGUGCAAAGAGAUGAUGUUGUAAGAUCUACUGAUGUCAUGGAGGAAGGUGUCCUCACGACGUUUGCGAGUUCUCUACGCAAUAAAUGGGAGAAAGGUGAGUUUGAAAAUGUUUCCGUAAUAAAGAAAGAAAAGAUUGAAAUUCCGCGUCAUGCCUUUGAAGACGUACUUGAAGAGGGCGUCGUUGAGGGUGGUCAAACAACCGAAAAUGAGCCUGAGCUGCGUUUGGAUUUAGCCCGGGAAUCUGAUGGGCGUGACAAAGUGGUACUUUCCGCCAGUGCUAAGUCAUUGAAACAAAAAUGGGAAACAGGAGAUCUUGCACAUGCUGAAUUUAAAUCUGAAAAGGUUGAAACAUCCCCUAAAUCGCUGGAUGAGCGUGAGGAAUAUGUUGUGAGUGAUGAUGAUGAAGAUGAACGUCCAAGGGAGACGCCCGAGCCAGUACACCUGUCUGUUAGUGCCAAAGCAUUGAAAAAUAAAUGGGAAACUGAUGAUGUUACGCAUGCUGAAGAAAGACAUAGUAAAAUACAUCUGGAAACAAAAUUAAUAGGAGAAGAUUAUGAAGAUGAUUCAGAUGACGUUACUCCUAACGAUGAUGAUGAGCAGCCUCAAAGUCCUGAAGAGGAAAGAUAUUUGUAUAAACAAGACAGCCAAACUGAAAAUCAAGAGGACUACAGCUACCAAGGCAGCCCAGAUGGAUAUCGCCAUGACGAUAGCCCGGAAGGAUAUCACCACGACAGUAGCCCGGAUGGAUAUCACCAUGACGAUAGCCCGGAUGUUUAUCACCAUGACAGUUCAGAUGGAUUUCUGCUUGUGGACAGCCAGGAUGGGUAUAAAGCAGAAUAUGUUGCUGAGGAGGAGACAAAUGAACAAGAUGAUGGGAGACAUAAUCACAAAGCUGACACUCAAAAUGGAUUUAAUGGUUUUAAUAAUGAAUUCUACAAAUCUUCACCUGAGUCACCAAGGGAUGAUACAGUUUACUAUGAAAAUGUUAAGGACAUGAAAUUUUCUGCUAAUAUCUAUGAAGAAAAACAAGAUACUGAAGGAAACUUGGUUGAUGAUGAUGAUGACAGCGAUAGUGGCAUAGUCAAGACAGCUAAUCUACUGGAUUUCUGAUUUAAAUCUUGGAAGUUUCACUGGUCUCUGGAUCCCAAAAUGGAUGUCAUCACAUACCUGUGUAUAUUUCUUGGAUUGACGUCCGUGCCUUAAACAUUGGCUACAGUACAAUUAAAUCACCAUAUCUAAGAACUGAUUAGUAUUACAAAAUUGAAUAAAUAUGAUGUGCCAUUUAUUAGAGGGCCACAAUGUACUUGAAGAAAAUGGUUUGAACUUUAAACGGUGAUUGGGCCCCAUGGAACAAAAUAUUAUUUUCUGUGUAGUUUAGUUCAACUCGAAUUAUACGUGUUUAUAUGUAGUCUCAGUCCAUAUUUACAAAAAGUGUUUUUAUAUAGUCAGCACUUGAAUGCCCAUAUUUUUUUCUAGAUUAAUUUUCUGGAGUUAACAAAACGAAAGUUUGAAAUCUUGAGAGUAUUUGCAUAUUUUGCGGCCAAAUGUAUUUAAAUAUAUAACGUGACUUGGGUCAUCAACCUGUAUGGCCAUGAGACAGAGAACGCUGUAUGCAAUCUAUUUAUUUGUCUAGUAUUUCGUGUCGUACAAUGUCGUCAGUUUAAUUAUGUAGCAAGCAAAGUCAUUUCUAUAUGUUCUAUAAGUUUAUCACUCAAAUGCAAAACUCGAAUGCAAUGUCGGCCAUUAUUAGUGUACGUGCCUGGCAUUAUGUUCUGUGUUCAUGUCUCACUGUGAUGCACUAAAAUUUAUUUUUGGAUAACUGUUGCACAUUUUAGUUUUGUUGUAAAUAACUUUGCCAAGAAAAGUUGAAUGUGCUGAUUUAAAACAGGAUAUAUGUAGUUAUAGAUUAUAUAUUUAUGCAGAAGUUAUUGACCUUGGACAUGUAUUUAAAAGAAGCAUAUAAAGCCUUACAUUUUUCUCUUUUCAAAGAAAACUUAAUUGCAACAAACAGACUUUUAUAUCUGUCGUUCUAUUCCCCUGCCUUUGGAGCUUUCAUACAGUUUUCAAAAAUUCACUUUAAAAAAAAAAAAAAAUUUGUAUAUUAAAUUUACUGGGAUACCCCAAAAUCUUAACUAUGCAAAUUAUAUUUACUCCAUGCAUAAAGAAUUAGGAGGGAAAAAAUACAUGGAGAUUAUAUCAUGGAAACUUUUUUUUUUUACGAUAGAAUACCCAGUGAAGAUUAUUUUUAUCGACAGCUUAGAUAUAUAACUUUGCAUCCUGUUGCGACUUGUAAAGCUAUAAAGCUUGUAAUGUAUUUUUGUAGCUGCUAAAUAUUGGAUUCUUGUUAAUGGUGUUGAUAUCAUUCGCAUAUUUCUUAUCAAUUAUGCAGCGUAUCGAUGCUCUACUCGAUGUGCUAAUAGCUUUUCUUAAUAUACUGAAUGCCUGGAAAAGUGCAAAAAAAAAAAAAGAAAUUUGUUGUUAGUUGCUCGAUGUCUGCUAAUUGAAUGAUCGGUUAUUCUGUGCUAUGUUUUGUACAAUUAAAAUAAAUAUAGCAUUUAUCU
Molecule: messenger RNA, 4300 nt
Organism: Saccoglossus kowalevskii
Lineage: Eukaryota; Metazoa; Hemichordata; Enteropneusta; Harrimaniidae
Source: RefSeq, a predicted model, not a curated record